Messenger RNA from Quercus lobata, 1319 nucleotides. Its product is annotated as derlin-2.2. The record is from RefSeq and is a predicted model, not a curated record. Lineage: Eukaryota; Viridiplantae; Streptophyta; Magnoliopsida; Fagales; Fagaceae. Bases 282 to 1016 code for a protein of 244 amino acids. The transcript is spliced from 6 exons.
AUUACUAGAACAGCGCAGAGAUAUAGAUAAAAGAGUCCAUAUUCGUAUCAAAUUUCUUGGGCAAUUAUUUUGACCUUUCCUCACUUCUUCGUCUCCUUCUCUCUCUCUCUCUCUCUCUCUCUCUCUCUCUCUCUAUAACAAUUUAAUCUUCUAUCCUUGGCAAAGACCCAAAAAAUUUCCAACCAAUAAUCAAGACUCAGUUUUGAAUGUGUGUUUGUGUUCCUCGUAAUCUCAGUAGCUGAGUUGUUUGAGAAAAAAGAAAGAAGAAAAAUUGGCAGGGAAUGGCUCAGGCAGUGGAAGAAUGGUACAAGCAAAUGCCUAUCAUCACCCGUUCGUAUCUCACGGCUGCUAUUGUCACCACCAUCGGUUGCUCCCUUGAUAUAAUAUCACCUUAUAAUUUGUACUUGAACCCUAAUCUAGUGAUCAAGCAAUAUCAGUUAUGGCGUCUCGUUACCAAUUUCUUGUAUUUCCGGAAAAUGGACUUGGACUUUAUGUUUCACAUGUUCUUUCUAGCUCGAUACUGCAAACUCCUUGAAGAGAACUCAUUCAGGGGAAGGACAGCCGAUUUCUUUUACAUGCUCUUAUUUGGUGCCACUGUUUUAACUGGAAUUGUUCUUGUUGGGGGAAUGAUACCGUACUUGUCGGAGUCAUUUGCAAAAAUUAUAUUCCUUAGCAAUUCCCUGACAUUCAUGAUGGUCUAUGUGUGGAGCAAGCAAAAUCCUUUCAUCCAUAUGAGUUUUUUGGGCCUUUUUACUUUCACAGCCGCUUACCUACCAUGGGUUCUUCUGGGAUUCUCUGUACUUGUUGGAGCUAGUGCAUGGGUGGAUCUAUUGGGAAUGAUUGCUGGUCAUGCCUACUAUUUUCUUGAAGAUGUGUAUCCACGAAUGACAGGUCGCCGGCCUUUGAGAACUCCCUCAUUUAUUAAAGCGCUAUUUGCGGAUGAGCCUGUUGUAGUGGCACGGCCUGGGAAUGUGAGAUUUGCUGCUCCAGCUGCAGAUGAUGUUCUCCAAGGUUAAUCAGGAGUUAGUAUCACUGGAAAACCCUGACCUGUGUGUGAGCCCUUGGGGUAUUGAUCUGGCAUUGGAAAUGUAGCUAGCAUCAACAAAAAUACAGCUGGCUGUGUAUUAUAUUAAAGUAUACUCCGAUUUGCUAAUUGCUUUUUUUGUGCAUUUGUGUUUAAUUUAAGGUUUAGCAAACGAAUGAUCAAAGGUUUUACUGAAAUUGCCAAAGAUUUAUCCUUUUUAUUUUGCCUUGAUAUGUCACAGCAUCAUCAUUUUUGUUCAAUUAUAUGUGAUAGUUAUCUCACCAAAUUUGCUUCU